This is a messenger RNA of Cyphellophora attinorum, 1773 nucleotides long. RefSeq names its product putative transporter. NCBI's taxonomy places the organism in Eukaryota, Fungi, Ascomycota, Eurotiomycetes, Chaetothyriales, Cyphellophoraceae. Gene Ontology annotation, cellular component: plasma membrane. Gene Ontology annotation, biological process: allantoate transport; tripeptide transport; transmembrane transport. The record is from RefSeq and is a predicted model, not a curated record. The transcript is spliced from 5 exons. The coding region runs from base 1 to 1773 and encodes 590 amino acids. Gene Ontology annotation, molecular function: allantoate transmembrane transporter activity; dipeptide transmembrane transporter activity.
AUGGUUGGCCAGAAUCGCGACUCAGCAGGGCUUGAGGACAAGAUUACUGCUCACAGUCCUUCGACAUCAGCUGUUGACGACAAGUCCGCCUACUCAUCUGAUCUCGACGACAACUAUGCCAUCUACAAGGACAAUGCCGAUCAAGAAAUUGAUCCGGCUGAAGAGAAACGUGUCCUACGCAAGAUCGACCAACGCUUGAUACCGAUCCUUAUCGUCGUCUAUUUCCUGCAAUAUAUAGAUAAGAACGGGAUAAAUUACGCGAGUGUGUAUGGCCUGCAGGAAGGCACAAACCUCCAUGGCCAGGACUUCUCGUGGUUGGGCUCCUUGUUUUACUUUGGAUAUCUCACGAGUCAGUUCCCUGCCGGAUAUGUCAUACAGCGGCUCCCGCUGGGCAAAGUCAUUGGUGUUACGACGACCAUCUGGGGCAUAAUUCUCAUCACGACUCCGGCAUGUACGAACUUCGCCGGGAUUGCCAUCAACCGGUUCCUGCUUGGAUUCUUCGAGAGUGUCGUUAAUCCUGGAUUCGUCCUCAUUAUGUCGAUCUGGUACCGCUCAGCAGAGCAGCCUCUGCGUCUGGAGUCUUACUAUUGCACGAACGGGAUAGCCACCAUGUUCGGUGGCCUUAUUGGUUACGCUGUCGGCAAUAUCAAGCACGGUCUGCCUCGAUGGAUGUACAUCUUCCUCGUUCUCGGCUCGUGCUCGAUCGCUGCUGGUCUGGCAGCACUUGUCUUCCUGCCUGAUCUGCCCUCUACUGCCAAAUUCCUGACCCCUCAGGAACGCGCCGUGGCCGUGAACCGCGUCGCAGCAAAUCGCCAGGGCAUCAAGAACCACCACUUUAAGCGUUACCAGCUCAUUCAGACCAUCCGCGAUCCAAAGACGUGGAUCUUGUUCAUCAUGGCGACAGGCGCGCAGAUCCCAAAUGCGGCGCUGACGAGCUUCGCCAGUAUCAUCGUCAAGAGCUUCGGUUUCAGCACGCUGGGAACGCAGUAUAUGCAAAUUCCUGGUGGGGCGGUACAGUUCCUUGCACUCAUUACUGGGGGAUAUAUCUGCAGUCGGUUCAAGAAUCUCAGAUUCCCGACGAUGAUUGUUGCAAACAGUAUCUGCAUCUUAGGUGCCGGACUGUUGGUUGGACUGCCAAACAGCAAUAAAUGGGGCAGACUGGUGGCACUGUGGUUGUGCUAUUUCCAGGGUCUGGGCUUCAGUAUGAGUCUGACGAUCGUGUCAUCGAAUAUUGCUGGCUACACCAAAAAGCAGCUCACAAGCGCGAUCUUGUUUACAGGGUAUUGUGUUGGUAACAUCAUUGGCCCGCAGACGUUCAAAGACUCGGAAAAGCCUGGCUAUCAUUCGGCCUAUAUUGCAAUGCUGGUUGGAUAUGUCGUCAAGUUGAUCGCUAUCAUUGUGCUGUACGUCUACAUGUGGAUGGCCAACAAGAAGCGCGACCGAGAACAGGCUGUAAGUGGCGACGGUGGAGAACAUCUUCAGACAGAUGUGGACGUCAAGGUCAGAAGAGAAGGCAUUGAGGGCGGCAUGCUGGAUAUGACUGAGCUGGACAACAAGGCUUUUAGAGGAGAGAGAGAGACUUCAGAGACCUGCAACUCUGACUGCGAGGCACUCAUUAAUAGUAACGAUGACGAGUACAUUCAUGCUGAGUCCCACAAAGAAGACAAUGACUUGGACAUCGACAACGAGCUUCUUGACAGCGACCAUGAGAACAAUCCACAAGUCGAUGCUGAGCUCAACAAGGUAGCUUUCAAUGAUAAGAACGAUGACUGA